Messenger RNA from Ornithodoros turicata, 576 nucleotides. RefSeq names its product RING-box protein 2-like (gene Roc2). Gene Ontology annotation, molecular function: ubiquitin protein ligase activity; cullin family protein binding; zinc ion binding. NCBI's taxonomy places the organism in Eukaryota, Metazoa, Arthropoda, Arachnida, Ixodida, Argasidae. Bases 121 to 459 code for a protein of 112 amino acids. Gene Ontology annotation, biological process: ubiquitin-dependent protein catabolic process; protein ubiquitination. Gene Ontology annotation, cellular component: nucleus; Cul5-RING ubiquitin ligase complex. The transcript has 4 exons. The record is from RefSeq and is a predicted model, not a curated record.
UGAGUAUUCUUCUUUGUCAAGUUGGUUACACUUUGAAAUGAUCACAUUUUCUAUGCCGUGCGCCACAUUUCUGCUUUGUAUGAUGCAUUUCGUGCGUUUUGGAGGACAAAAUUAAUUGAUAUGUCAGCUGUAUCAGCAGCUAUGGCAGAUGAGGAUGAUUUUGAGAAAGAUGGAGAUAUCAACGGACAAAAGCCCGACAAAAUGUUUGUUCUCAAAAAAUGGAACGCCGUCGCGAUGUGGAGUUGGGAUGUUGAGUGCGACACCUGCGCGAUCUGCCGCGUUCAGGUGAUGGACGCAUGCUUAAGGUGUCAAGCAGAAAACAAACAGGAUGACUGCGUAGUGGUUUGGGGUGAAUGCAACCAUUCCUUUCACAACUGCUGCAUGUCGCUGUGGGUGAAGCAGAACAACAGAUGCCCCCUGUGCCAGCAGGACUGGCUGGUCCAGCGCAUAGGGAAGUGAAGAUAUUCACUCAUCUGCAUAUAUUGUGUAUAUAUAUACAUUCUGCUAGAUUUAUUUAAGUUGGACCUUCUGUCAUCUUCAAAUAAAAUUGCCAAGUUUUCUUCCUUCGUACAGAAA